This is a messenger RNA of Symphalangus syndactylus (siamang), 4597 nucleotides long. It is a transcript of the gene GPC4, whose product is annotated as glypican 4. The record is from RefSeq and is a predicted model, not a curated record. Gene Ontology annotation, biological process: regulation of neurotransmitter receptor localization to postsynaptic specialization membrane; regulation of signal transduction; cell migration. NCBI's taxonomy places the organism in Eukaryota, Metazoa, Chordata, Mammalia, Primates, Hylobatidae. Gene Ontology annotation, cellular component: plasma membrane; extracellular region; synapse.
GGAGGAGCCGGGUGGGGCGUGUCACGCGAAGGAGCGCCGGGCGCCCGGUGCGGCCCCCUAGGAAGUGGAUUUGGCCGCUCCGGAUCCAACCCGGCUUCCAGGUUUUCUCCCGGCCCGGCCCAGCGUGCUCCCGCCUGUCUCUGGCCCCCCCCCGACGCCCGCCCCCUCCCCCCCAGUGCCGCCCGCUUGGCCAAGUUUGCGGAGCGUCGCCGCGCACGCCGGCCAGUCAAUCAGCAGCAGAGCUGAGAAGGGCACAGCCGCGCGGCGGAGGGCAGAGUCAGCCGAGCCGAGUCCAGCCGGACGAGCGGACCAGCGCAGGGCAGCCCAAGCAGCGCGCAGCGAAACGCCCGCCGCCGCCCACACCCUCUGCGGUCCCCGCGGCGCCUGCCACCCUUCCCUCCUUCCCCGCGUCCCCGCCUCGCCGGCCAGUCAGCUUGCCGGGUUCGCUGCCCCGCGGAACCCCGAGGUCACCGGCCCGCGCCUCUGCUUGCCUGGGCCGCGCGCCGCCUCCACGCCCUCCUCCUUCUCCCCUGGCCCGGAGCCUGGCACUGGGGACCGUUGCCUGACGCGAGGCCCAGGUCUACUUUUCGCCCCGCGUCUCCUCCGCCUGCUCGCCUCUUCCACCAACUCCAACUCCUUCUCCCUCCAGCUCCACUCGCUAGUCCCCGACUCCGCCAGCCCUCGGCCCGCUGCCGUAGCGCCGCUUCCCGUCCGGUCCCAAAGGUGGGAACGCGUCCGCCUCGGCCCGCACCAUGGCACGGUUCGGCUUGCCCGCGCUUCUCUGCACCCUGGCAGUGCUCAGCGCCGCGCUGCUGGCUGCCGAGCUCAAGUCGAAAAGUUGCUCGGAAGUGCGACGUCUUUACGUGUCCAAAGGCUUCAACAAGAACGAUGCCCCCCUCCACGAGAUCAACGGUGAUCAUUUGAAGAUCUGUCCCCAGGGUUCUACCUGCUGCUCUCAAGAGAUGGAGGAGAAGUACAGCCUGCAAAGUAAAGAUGAUUUCAAAAGUGUGGUCAGCGAACAGUGCAAUCAUUUGCAAGCUGUCUUUGCUUCACGUUACAAGAAGUUUGAUGAAUUCUUCAAAGAACUACUUGAAAAUGCAGAGAAAUCCCUGAAUGAUAUGUUUGUGAAGACAUAUGGCCAUUUAUACAUGCAAAAUUCUGAGCUAUUUAAAGAUCUCUUCGUAGAGUUGAAACGUUACUACGUGGUAGGAAAUGUGAACCUGGAAGAAAUGCUAAAUGACUUCUGGGCUCGCCUCCUGGAGCGGAUGUUCCGCCUGGUGAACUCCCAGUACCACUUUACAGAUGAGUAUCUGGAAUGUGUGAGCAAGUAUACGGAGCAGCUGAAGCCCUUCGGAGAUGUCCCUCGCAAAUUGAAGCUCCAGGUUACUCGUGCCUUUGUAGCAGCCCGUACUUUUGCUCAAGGCUUAGCGGUUGCGGGAGAUGUCGUGAGCAAGGUCUCCGUGGUAAACCCCACAGCCCAGUGUACCCAUGCCCUGUUGAAGAUGAUCUACUGCUCCCACUGCCGGGGUCUCGUGACUGUGAAGCCAUGUUACAACUACUGCUCAAACAUCAUGAGAGGCUGUUUGGCCAACCAAGGGGAUCUUGAUUUUGAAUGGAACAAUUUCAUAGAUGCUAUGCUGAUGGUGGCAGAGAGGCUAGAGGGUCCUUUCAACAUUGAAUCGGUCAUGGAUCCCAUCGAUGUGAAGAUUUCUGAUGCUAUUAUGAACAUGCAGGAUAAUAGUGUUCAAGUGUCUCAGAAGGUUUUCCAGGGAUGUGGACCCCCCAAGCCCCUCCCAGCUGGACGAAUUUCUCGUUCCAUCUCUGAAAGUGCCUUCAGUGCUCGCUUCAGACCACAUCACCCCGAGGAACGCCCAACCACAGCAGCUGGCACUAGUUUGGACCGACUGGUUACUGAUGUCAAGGAGAAACUGAAACAGGCCAAGAAAUUCUGGUCCUCCCUUCCGAGCAACGUUUGCAACGAUGAGAGGAUGGCUGCAGGAAAUGGCAAUGAGGAUGACUGCUGGAAUGGGAAAGGCAAAAGCAGGUACCUGUUUGCAGUGACAGGAAAUGGAUUAGCCAACCAGGGCAACAACCCAGAGGUCCAGGUUGACACUAGCAAACCAGACAUACUGAUCCUUCGUCAAAUCAUGGCUCUUCGAGUGAUGACCAGCAAGAUGAAGAAUGCAUACAAUGGGAAUGACGUGGACUUCUUUGAUAUCAGUGAUGAAAGUAGUGGAGAAGGAAGUGGAAGUGGCUGUGAGUAUCAGCAGUGCCCUUCAGAGUUUGACUACAAUGCCACUGACCAUGCUGGGAAGAGUGCCAAUGAGAAAGCCGACAGUGCUGGUGUCCGUCCUGGGGCACAGGCCUACCUCCUCACUGUCUUCUGCAUCUUGUUCCUGGUUAUGCAGACAGAGUGGAGAUAAUUCUCAAACUCUGAGAAAAAAAAAAAGUUAAAAGGCACCAGUUAUCACUUUUCUACCAUCCUAGUGACUUUGCUUUUUAAAUGAAUGGACAACAAUGUAUAGUUUUUACUAUGUGGCCACUGGUUUAAGAAAUGCUGACUUUGUUUUUUCCUUCAGUUUUGGGAGGAAAAGGGACUGUGCAUUGAGUUGGUUCCUGCUCCCCCAAACCGUGUUAAACGUGGCUAACAGUGUAGGUACAGAACUAUAGUUAGUUGUGCAUUUGUGAUUUUAUCAGUCUAUUAUUUGUUUGUAUGUUUUUUUCUCAUUUCGUUUGUGGGUUUUUUUUCCAACUAUGAUCUCGCCUUGUUUCUUACAAGCAAACCAGGGUCCCUUCUUGGCAUGUAACAUGUACGUAUUUCUGAAAUAUUAAAUAGCUGUACAGAAGCAGGUUUUAUUUAUCAUGUUACCUUAUUAAAAGAAAAAGCCCAAAAAGCAGUAAAAUUUCCAUUUCUCCCUGUUAUUUUAGUUGCCUUAUCUGGAGAGACGUGGAGGUUAUUUUCUUUUUUUUUAAUUAUUAUUAAGUGAGGACAGAAUGUGAGGGCACAAGCAGGCUUCUGAGCCACUUGUCAGAUUGUAUUCAAAGCAUCAAUCCGAGAAGAAGGUUAUACAUACUUCAUUUAUUGGUGAUAAUUGGAAGAGACUGCAGACUACUGCUUUGAAUGAGUUGAAUUACAUAAGCUAAGAUCACUCUAGGUCCAUUUCUUGAACCCACUUAUACAUAAAAUGUAACCCAUUUAGAAAAAGAUUCUGGAUAUCAUCCCCCUUGAAAGAUAGAAGGCAUUCAGGAUGUCCCAGUUAUCACAUGUUCACACUUGGGUUUGGGGGUGUUUUUUUAAAACCAGGCAGGUUAGCUAGCCCACCCUGUGCUAGUUUUCAUUUUCACACUGACCCUAUUGGAAUUAAUAACCUAAUGGCAGCAAUAAGUGACCAACAAUCUCAUUUAAUCCCCUUUGUUAGAGUGAUUGAGAUUUCAAACCCAACUAUGUACAGGGAGCUGUCUGAGAGCUAGCCAGAACUGGGGUACAGCCUGGGCUCAGGGAAUAGCUGUCAACACUCGGGCAAAGUUUUUGUCUGUGCAUGUGUAUCUCCAUUUGUUUUGGGAUCCCAGUUUUUGUUUUAAGAGAGUGUGGCCGGGCGCGGUGGCUCACGCUUGUAAUCCCAGCACUUUGGGAGGCCGAGGCGGGCGGAUCACGAGGUCAGGAGAUCGAGACCACGGUGAAACCCCGUCUCUACUAAAACUACAAAAAAUUAGCCGGGCGUGGUGGCGGGCGCCUGUAGUCCCAGCUACUCGGAGAGGCUGAGACGGGAGAAUGGCGUGAACCCGGGAGGCGGAGCUUGCAGUGAGCCGAGACUGCGCCACUGCACUCCAGCCUGGGCGACAGAGCGAGACUCCGUCUCAAAAAAAAAAAAAAAAAAAAAAAAAAAGAGAGUGUAAGGUGUCUCAUUUGAGUCUUUUUCUUACCCAGCCCCCUCUUAUCAGUAAAACAAAGGACUUGCCAUGGUUCACAGCAAUGUGCUAUGAUCCAAGAUAUCAGCCAAGGAGCCCAUUUAGGGGAGAACUAGGUGUCCAGAUUUUUGUACGUGUUGUUUUUCUUGAGGGUUGGGGUGGGGUGGGAGUAGGUAGAGCUGAGAAUACUACAUCUUAGUGGUGACCUUUAGCCACGUGGGUGAAGUGGCAAAGGCCAUGGCCAUAUCUGUUGUCCCGGGCCAAAGACUAACAACUGCCUUGGGAAUCCCUUCCUUGUGUCCUUACCAAAUGAUAGCUCAUAAAACUCUGAUAAUGUAACAAAUCACUUUCAAAGGAGUUCCCAGAAGUCUUCAGAAAGACUAAAAUUCUGUCUCUGCCUGCUUUAGACAGCCAUUAAGUUCCCGACUAAUUUUACCGAACUUAAAACCCACAAAGAGGUUGUUUGUGUUAUUGUUCAAUCUUCAGUUGUAAGAGUAAUUCUCUAUUUUUAUAUUGAAACAUAAUUACUUGAUAGCUCAGGGUCUACAUUUCAUUCAACUUUUUACACCAAAUUCUGCAGAGUGGUCAAAAUGGAAUAUUGGGGGCUGUUGUAAACAGAGGCUUAAUUUUAUUAGAAGUAGCCAGUUAUUUAUUAAAGCAUGAUGUUAAUAAAAUAGGCAUAUUCUGG